AUGGAUUCCAGCGUCCAUAAAUUCUAUCCUAUACACGGCUUUGAUUCUAGAGAAUAUCUGGAAACAUAUUUAACUAGCAAACCAGACAUGAUCUUUGGAGACGAUUCAAUUAAAUUUCCAAUGGAAUGGUUACACCGUGCAUUCAGUGAGGGUCACAUUAAGGGAGACCUUUUAAUUGACGUCAGUGCUGGAUCCUUCAUUCAUCAUCUGUAUACAGCCAGUGGAUAUUUUAAACAGAUCCUUGUGUUGAAGUGCUCUGAGCAAUGUAUUAUGGAGCUGAACAAAUGGAUUAACACACGUACCGGAGCAUUUGAUUGGUCUCACGUAAUGGAAUAUAUUAAAUGUACAGAAGAAAACAGUGAACAAUGUCAGGACAAACACAUGAGUUUGAAGAUGGCAAUAACAAAGAUCAUGAAAUGUGACAUUGACAAUGAGAAUCUCACAGACCUGGAGGUGCUCCCACCAGCAGACUGUGUCAUCAGUACAUUGAUGUUGGAUUACAUCAGCAAAGACCAAGAUGAUUAUUUAAGUAAUUUCAGAAAAUUUGUGAAGCUACUAAAACCUGAAGGACACCUGAUAUUGUUUGGGCUUUUAAAUACAACGUAUAUGGUGGUUGGGCAGGACAAGGUACAUAUGUUCAGAUAUGAUGAGAAAUUUGCAAGAAAAGUUCUCACUGAUGAAGGGUUUGUUAUUGACCACUGUGCAGUCCAGAAAAGAACAGCAGUGAGUGACCUUACUGACUAUGAGGCUGUUAUAUUUAUCACCGCUCAUAGAGAGUAA
This is a messenger RNA of Pseudophryne corroboree (corroboree frog), 780 nucleotides long. Its product is annotated as nicotinamide N-methyltransferase-like. Gene Ontology annotation, cellular component: cytosol. The transcript is spliced from 3 exons. NCBI's taxonomy places the organism in Eukaryota, Metazoa, Chordata, Amphibia, Anura, Myobatrachidae. The record is from RefSeq and is a predicted model, not a curated record. Gene Ontology annotation, molecular function: N-methyltransferase activity. Bases 1 to 780 code for a protein of 259 amino acids.